AGCAGCUGCCACAUAUGGAGGGCGCGAUGGGCUGCGGUGUUGUCCAUGUCGUCUCCCAGCGCAUGGUGCGCCCGUCCACGUCGCCGCCGACGGUGAAGGGGAACGGUUGCCAUGGUCCCAAGGCGGAGGAGGAGGAUUCCGAGGUGAUCCACUUGACGCCGUGGGACAUACGCCUGAUCAGCGUCGACUACAUCCAGAAGGGCAUCCUGCUGCCCAAGCCUCCAUCAUCCGUGGGCGGCGACGACAACGACCUCGUCAACGCCCUCCAGUCCUCGUUCGCCCGCGCCCUGCGGCUUUUCUACCCGUUCGCCGGCAGGCUCGCCUCCGAGGAGCGCGGCGACGACGGGACCGUGUCCGUGUUCUUGCGGUGCACCGGCGAGGGCGCCGAGUUCGUGCACGCGGUGGCGCCAGAGGUCGCCGUCGCCGAUAUCGUGUCCUCGCUGUACACGCCGCCAGUGGUCUGGGAGUUCUUCCCAUUAAGCCUGGUUCUUGGCGCGGACGCCGCCAUCGAGGGGCUUCCCGUGCUGGCCGUCAAGGUCACCGUGCUCGCCGAUGGCGUCUUCAUCGGCAUGACAUUGAACCACUCUGUCGGCGACGGCACCGCAUUCUGGCACUUCUUCAACACCUGGUCGGAGAUCAACCGCGCCGCCGCCGGCGUUGGCAGCAGUGCCGACCUACAGGACGAUCUGUCCACGCCGCCGCCGGUGUUCGAGAGAUGGUUCCUCGAGACAUGUCCGGUGCCGAUCCCCAUGCCAUUCCGCAAGCUGGAGCACAUCGUGCGGCGGUUCGAGCGCACGGCGGUGAAGGAGUGCUUCUUCACCUUCCCGGCGGCGAGCGUCAAGAAGCUCAAGGCGCGCGCGAACGACGAGAUGGCGGCCGGCGGCGCCACGGCCGCCACCAUCUCGUCGCUGCAGGCGGUCCUGGCGCACUUCUGGCGCGCCGUGUGCCGGGCCCGGCGCCUCACCCCAGAGCAAAGCACGUUCUACUCGGUGGUCGUCGGGUGCCGCGGCCGCGUGAACGGCAUACCGCUCGGCUACCUCGGCAACGCCUUGGUGUUCGGCAAGGCGGAGGCCACCGCCGGCGAGAUCGAGGAGAAGGGGCUGGGCUGGACGGCGUGGCUGCUGAACCGCGCCGUGGCGUCGUUCGACGAGGCGACCAUGAGGGAGUCGCUGGAGCGGUGGGUCCGGCGGCCGGACUUCACGUAUAUGGACAACCUGUCCUCUGCCGGCACGGCGCUGGUCACCGGGAGCUCGCCGAGGUUCGACGUGUUCGGGAACGACUUCGGGUGGGGGAAGCCGCUGGCCGUCCGGAGCGGCUCCGGGAACAAGGCGGACGGCAAGGCCACGGUGUUCGAGGGGCCGGAGCGGGGAGGGAGUAUAUCGCUAGAGGUGUGCAUCGCGCCGGACGCGCUUGAGAGGCUCGUCGCCGACCAGGAGUUCAUGGACGCGGUGACCACACCACCGGCGGCGUGAUGAGGCCGGUUGUUGCGUGAUAGACACUGUGCAUUAAUUACUCAGUUGACAAUUUGUCGCAUGUGCAUGUAUGCCGGCUCGCCACCAUAGAAUCAGCUCGUGGUUUGUUAAUUAUUUAUUAGUUUGCCUAGUUAUGAAAGUCAACCAUUUUUUGUUUAGGAUUUCUCUCUAUUGGAGUCAAACGAUUUGAAAUUGUUAAGUUAUUUUUCGUGCAUUAAUGAAGUUAUCAAG
This is a messenger RNA of Sorghum bicolor (sorghum), 1703 nucleotides long. RefSeq lists its product as uncharacterized. The transcript has a single exon. The record is from RefSeq and is a predicted model, not a curated record. NCBI's taxonomy places the organism in Eukaryota, Viridiplantae, Streptophyta, Magnoliopsida, Poales, Poaceae. Bases 15 to 1472 code for a protein of 485 amino acids.